AUGCCUAAAUGUCUUGUCCUUGGCGACGCCGCUGUUCAAGAUAUUCUCAUCAACCUCAGCAGAGAUGAUAUUGUCUACUUUCGAAAUGGCAUCUCAAGAGCACUUUGCGACUUUUCCGCAACUCAAGAACGCGAAUACCAACCAGAUCCAGCAGUGGUUGUUCGUCCAGAUGGUCGAAAGACGUUGUUCAGACUCUUCACCUCCGAGCAAGGUCCAGGUGUCAAGAUCAUAGUUUCCCCUAACACAGAAGCUCCUGCUGGGAACGAGAACAAAACUACUAACAAGCCAAAGCCGACGUUGCACGGCAUCCUCGCAGUAUGUGAUGAAGAUGGGUUUCCCAAAGGGUUUGUCAACGCAGAAGAAAUUACAGCGUACCGCACCGCAAUGAGUGCUAUAAUACCGUAUUCGUGGCGAUCCAAUACCGCCAACAUUGUGGUCUUUGGUGCAGGCAAGACGGCGUUGUGGCACGUCAGGCUAGCACUGGCCCUGCGAGGUGAAGAGGUUAAAUGUGUCACGGUCGUCAAUCGCUCGAUCGAUCGAGCGAGGUCUAUGGUCGAGCAAGUGCAGCAGGACAAUGAAAGGAUAUGGAAGUCGCCCGCGACAUUGACUGCUCUCGAUCCUGGCGAUUCUAACUACGAGCAAAGCUUGCAGGAAGCUGUAGGCCAAGCCGACGUCAUUUUCUGCACGACUCCUGCAUCGAGUCCAGUAUUUCCUGCACAAUAUCUCACAAAAGACGAAAGCGCAAGACACUGUUUCAUCUCCGCAAUUGGCUCUUGGCAGGCGAAUAUGAUAGAGAUAGAUCCUGCACUUGUUUCGGAGGCAUCUCAGUCAGCUAGUGGGAUAGUGGUGUGUGACGAUCGCAGUGAAGUCCUAAAAUCUUCAGGUGAGAUCAUACAGAGUGGGCUACGAGCUGAGCAGAUUACUGAGCUCGGCGAGCUAUUGCAUAUGCGUGGCUCCUCUUCCACUGACUUUUCUCAGAAGAUGCAGCAAUCUCUUCAGGACGGGUUUGUUGUGUACAAAAGCGUGGGUCUCAGCCUCACGGAUCUUGCUGCUGCCAAUAUCAUUCUGCCUCUAGCCGAGAAGCAAGGAAAGGGAGUAGUAGUGCCUGAUUUCUAG
Molecule: messenger RNA, 1116 nt
Organism: Lithohypha guttulata
Lineage: Eukaryota; Fungi; Ascomycota; Eurotiomycetes; Chaetothyriales; Trichomeriaceae
Exons: 1
Coding region: 1-1116 (371 amino acids)
Cellular component (GO): cytoplasm
Source: RefSeq, a predicted model, not a curated record